Adineta ricciae is the source of this 1377-nucleotide messenger RNA. The record is from the annotation of a GenBank genome assembly. Lineage: Eukaryota; Metazoa; Rotifera; Eurotatoria; Adinetida; Adinetidae.
AUGAAUUCAACUGAAGAAAUGUCAAUUAAUGAACAAGAUUUAAAUAAUUUAUGUAUUUUUGUCGAACAGAAUUUCUUUGAUGAAUUUCAAAAUUAUUUUGAGAAAUUAAUCAAUUCAACUGAAUAUUUAACGACUUUAAUUGAACAUGGAAAUUAUAAAUUCAAUUUAUUAAUGUUGGAAUGUUUUCAUGGAAAUGAACAAAUUGUGAAAUAUCUUUUACAAUUUCCUUCUGCAAACGAACAAAUUGUACAACGAGGAAAUUUAAUUUUCAACAGAGGUCGUCAAAUCCAAGAUGGAAAUGUUCUUUAUUGUUCAUGUUUUCAAGGUCAUUUUCAUUUGGCAAAAUAUUUAAUUGAAUUUAAUAAAAAUCUUCUUGAUGAAAAUACAUUUGAUCAUCAAUCAUAUCCAUUAUUAUUAAAAGCAACAAUUGAAAAUCGUUUAGAUAUCGUUCGUUUUCUUCUAGAGAAUCAUUAUUCUCAUGUAAAUGAAACUCGAUCAUCUAAUGAUGAACAACGUACAGCUUUAAUGUGUGCAGCAUAUUACAAUCAUUCAACGAUUGCUGAAUAUUUGAUCAAUCAUGGUGCUGAUGUUCAUUAUAUCAAUCCGAGAAUGCUUUUAAGUAAAACAUCAUUGAUAUGUGCAGUGAUCAAUGAAGCAACGGAAGUAUUUCGUUUACUUUGGAAGGCAAAUGCUGGUCCAAAGUCAAAAGAUAAUGAUCUUCUCAAAUUGAUUGUUCAUCAACAUGCAUAUGACAUUAUGAUAUUUCUUUUUGAAGAAUCUUUUUAUUCUCCGGAUGAUCUUGAAAAUUGUAUCGUUUCGAGAAUUUCAGAUCUUUCAUCAAAUUUUCAAAGGAUUCAAAAACUUUUGCCAUUCUCAGAAAUAUCCUUGAAACAACGACAAGUUAUUGGAUUGAAAAAAGUAAUUGAAAACGAUCACGAACGAAUUCUAAUUGAAUGUUUAUUAAUUCAAGAACGUCUUUAUUUACCCAAUCGACGUACAAUUUUCAAAGAUGCAUUAGAAGAAUAUACUAAACGAUUGAUCUCAGCAGGAAAAUUCGAACAAACCUUCGAUGUUUGUUUAUAUUUUAUUGAAAUUAAUCAAGGUGAAUCGAGUUUAUUUUUAUUUAUUUGGAUUUUAUGUCGAAUGAUUUCUUCUCAACAAAAAAUCUCAAUUGAAAGAUUUUUACAAGCUGCUUCAUUUGCACUUCAACCAUUUUAUAAUCAAUCUCGAGAAACGGAUGUAAAGAAUGCUUUGUUCUUUGUUAUUAUUGCAAAUCGAAUUCUCGAACAAAAAGAUUUGAAUCUUAAACAACGAAAAUUGAUUUAUCGUUGGAUUAUCGAUCUUUGUCGAUUACAAUCAACGUGUAAUUAUGGAUAA